This is a messenger RNA of Hypoxylon fragiforme, 2034 nucleotides long. RefSeq lists its product as uncharacterized. The record is from RefSeq and is a predicted model, not a curated record. The transcript is spliced from 2 exons. Gene Ontology annotation, molecular function: protein binding. The coding region runs from base 105 to 1964 and encodes 619 amino acids. NCBI's taxonomy places the organism in Eukaryota, Fungi, Ascomycota, Sordariomycetes, Xylariales, Hypoxylaceae.
CGAGAUUUCUUCUUUCUGCCGCUUUAUUCUUUUGAAUAUUUUAAAUAUUUCAAUGUUUUAUAUGCAACUACGACUUCGCACACCACCUGUCCUCCGAUCACGCAAUGCGAGGGGAGCGCAUUGUCAUCGAUGGACUAUGGCGAUGUCUAUGCCCCUCGGCAGACAUUGCUACCAUUUCUAAACUACUUGGUCCUCCUCAUAAUCCUCCACAAAGACCAAUCCUAUCAUCAUCUAGUCGCAAUGCCCAGAUCACCCAAAGCCAAGGACGACGAGAAUACCGAGCAAUCCCCUCUCCCCCAAACGACCCGAAGCGAGAUGAUCACGAGUAUCGCGAACAUGAGCGCAUUCAAUACCUUACGCGACUAGCGAAACGAAGCCCGUGGAUUCCCGACGCUUUAUUUAAAGGCGUUGAUAGUUUCAUUACCAAGCUUGACAGGAUCCCAACCGAGACUAUAUAUGCCUCUUUGAAAGAACUUACAAGGGCUGAGAGCACUUAUUUCUCAAUAGUGAAAUUGGUCGAAUACUUGAUAACAGUGAGGAAAGAAAAGCCAAAUGCCGUACUCUAUGAGAGCCUCAUAAGGGCGAAUGUCGAUAAGAAACAUGGUUCUGCCGAAGUCGCUAGUAAGCUCCUCAAGGAAAUGGAAAAGCUACGCAUAUCAAUCACCCCCCAAGUAUACCAGGCUGUGUUAGAUGUUACGGCUGUUCAUCCUGAUUAUGUCCUCCGAAAUACCGCACUCUUUGAGAUGAAGAAUCGAUGGUAUACGCCAACCCCAGAUGAUUUGAUCAGCAUCAUCAUUGGCCUGCUACGGGAUAAUCAGUACGAGCUUGCUCUGGAAAAACUGGAAGAGCUACAAAAGGACCCCGUUUAUGUGCCACUUUGGCUCUAUGACAUAUUUCUUUAUACAUUCGGAGAUUUGGGUUUUCAGGAUGAAGUGCUCUCGAUCCUCAAACAUCGUUUAAAGGUUUCAAACUUGACUGAUGAGCCACUGUCUUUGAAUACGUGGCAGUUUCUACUCGACGUAUUCAGCAGAGACUCUUUUUACAGUGGCAUCAAGUACAUAUGGGACCAUUCAGUCUCCCUCGGCUACUUACACCCUCCUGAUGGCGUUGUCAUGGGUACAUUGAAUGCGGCAUCGAACCAUGGGGAUACAGCCCUGGCUGUAAGUGCAAUCCAAACCCUUUCGCGACGUGGGAAAAAACUUGAGCUACAUCAUUACGAAGCUCUGAUGGACAUCCACGUACGGCAAAAGGAUCUUGCAAGAGCAUUCACGACCCUAUGUAUCAUGGCCAAGGCAAAUUUAUAUCCUGACCUGUCUAGCACGCGGUCUAUUUUUAGGGUUCUUCGUGAAUCAUCUUCGGAUACGAAUAAUUCCAUCGAUAUCUUGAAUGAGCUGAGGUUACAUUAUCAAGUCCCUCCUGCCGCAUUCAACGUCGUCCUGGAGACUAUUCUGAUCCAUCGUGGAUUUCAAGUUGCCUUGGACCUAUACAGAAGCGUGCGCCAAAUCUGUGCAGGUGGCCCUGAUCUGGAAACCUAUCAUGUUCUCCUCGCUCACUGCACGGCAAGAAGAUCCAUGAACUUCCUCUACGAGGAGAUGAAGGCAUUUUCUAUAGAGCCCAGCGAGACCGUGUAUAAUCAUUUGAUUCGCAUCUCCAGUAUGCAGGACAACUAUGAGCAGGCGUUCUAUUUCCUCGAUAAGAUGAGGUCUAGCGAGACGGCGGGCCUGAGCAACAAUUGGUUUAUGAAUAGAGAUUCAGCUCUAGCACUGCUCAGGAGGUGCAUACAAGAAGAAGACAUGAGGGCACAUGACCUCAUUGAGGAGUGUCGCAAGCGAGACUUGAACAUUGACGCAGAAGUGCAGCAGCUGCUUGACGCCGUCCAAGCACAGAAAGAAGCAGCUAAAUCAAACCCCAGCAAUCGUAUUAGAUCACCUCCACGAGCCGACGCAAUGUCAGGCUGGGGCUAGUUCAUAUCUCAAAAAUCAAAUAUCUCCAAGUUCAAAUACUUCAGUAGUCAUAUUGCAUUAAAAUAUUGCC